This is a messenger RNA of Daphnia pulex (common water flea), 793 nucleotides long. It is a transcript of the gene mRpL52, whose product is annotated as 39S ribosomal protein L52, mitochondrial-like. Gene Ontology annotation, biological process: mitochondrial translation. Gene Ontology annotation, cellular component: mitochondrial large ribosomal subunit. Gene Ontology annotation, molecular function: structural constituent of ribosome. The record is from RefSeq and is a predicted model, not a curated record. Lineage: Eukaryota; Metazoa; Arthropoda; Branchiopoda; Diplostraca; Daphniidae. The coding region runs from base 101 to 496 and encodes 131 amino acids. The transcript is spliced from 4 exons.
AAUUUAAAAGACAUUAGUUUUACCACUUCUAAAAUAAAAAAUUCAAAAAUUAAAAGUUAAAAUAGACUGGUGGCAGUCGUGCAAAUUACUUUUGUAUACAAUGGCGGCACCCACGAUCUCAAGACUCGCUGUUGGGCUGAAAACAAUAGGACAGAAUGGAACACGUAGUAUUUCAACCAGUUACUGCUGCUUGGUGGAAGAAGAUUGGAGAUAUAAGAAUGGUAUGCCGAGAAACUCGAAUGCGUACGGUCCUCUGACAGACGGACGUGACUUUACUUUUGUUGAUGGAAGACCAACCCCAGUUAAUUCUGGUCAGCGAAGACGUCUGGAACAGAAUAAGCUGCAUGCUGAUAAAAUUAUUCAAAUUGUAAAAGAAAUGAAUUUUGCUGUUGAACGCAACAGAGGACUGAAACAAUUGAAGGAAGAAAAACGAAGAGAGAUCUUGGAUUCCAAAUUGAAACCUAAAGGUCACUUGCUGCUUUCUAAAGACAAAUGAAGAUUGAAAACAUUUACUAGUAAAAUAUAAUUCAUGCCUAAAAUACAAAAGUUGCUAAAAAAUUCACCAAUUUCCUGAUAGGCAUAUUAUUUGCCAAAUGACCUUCCACCCUUUGUUAUUCAUUCUCAUCCCCAACUCAUCCCUCCCACUUAGAACGGUCCAACGACGACGAUUUUUAACCUACGUUCAGUCUUCGGGGCUUUUUAGUUUUUCCCCAUGGAUAUUGGCACCGUUUCUUUUUAGGAAACGAUUUUUCGUGAUUACUUAAGGGUGGUAUAAAGUUCCAAGAACCAUACU